AGGCUUUUAGAUUAAAAGAAUAGAAGCGUUAAACACCCACCUCAAACUAAACAUCCUAUCUGCUGUCAUCACACGCACGCGUGAGUUCUGACGUACUGCUCCCCUCUUGAACAUUUAAUUCAGGGAUCCUCCCUAGUACAGCGGCAGACCGACAGGACAAGCAGAUGCGCUGUUAGCGGAGCUACCGGAUAACGAUGAGUGAUAUUUCAAGAUAAUUAACAAAAUAAUAUAUCAAUAGGUAGGUGACGUGAUCUGCGUUGUUUUACCUGAGUAAUGUAAAGAUGGCGAGAGUGCUCAACAACUUGCUUCUAUUUACAAUCAGACUCACGCUGAAGAUCCGAGUUUUAGGGUAUUGGUCGUUGAUAUACGGUUAUUGUGCCCUCUGCACUGCCGUAGCGCUGCUGAAACUUUGGUGGAGCAUCAUUUUAAGGCCGUCAGCCACCUUUCAGUGGGGAAUUCGCGAAACUCCCCCUGCUUGCUUGAAUGACACGUCCUUGGGAACCCACUGUUACGUUAGAAUAAAGGAGUCUGGUCUGAGGUUUCACUAUGUUGCUGCUGGAGAGAGAGGGAAACCGCUCAUGCUGUUUUUGCAUGGCUUCCCAGAGUUCUGGUUUUCCUGGCGCCACCAGCUGCGUGAGUUUAAGAGUGAGUUCCGUGUGGUGGCCAUUGACAUGCGAGGCUACGGGGAGUCCGACUUGCCGUCAUCCACAGAGAGCUACCGCUUUGAUUACCUGGUCGCAGACGUCAAGGACAUUGUGGAAUACCUAGGUUACAACAGAUGUCACCUGGUCGGCCAUGAUUGGGGAGGAACCAUCGCCUGGCUGUUCGCCAUCCACUACCCCGAGAUGGUCACCAAACUCAUCGUCCUAAACUGCCCCCAUCCAUCUGUCUUCAGUGAUUAUGCCCUGCGUCAUCCCAGUCAGCUGCUCAAGUCCAGCUACUUCUUCUUCUUCCAGCUGUCUCGCUUCCCAGAGCUCAUGCUCUCCAUCAAUGAUUUCAAGGCACUGAAGGGUCUGUUCACCAGCCGUAGUACAGGGAUUGGGAGGAAGGGUCGAUGGCUCACUGCAGAGGACAUGGAGGCCUAUCUCUACGCCUUCUCCCAGCCAGGGGCCCUCACCGGGGCCCUCAACUACUACAGGAAUGUCUUCAGUUCCCUCCCACUCAGCCAGAAUGAUGUCAUGUCCCCGGUGUUGUUGUUGUGGAGUGAGAGAGAUGCCUUCCUGGAGCAGGAGAUGGCUGAGGCGUGCCGUGUCUACAUCAGGAAUCACUUCCGACUCAACAUCAUCUCCGGGGCCAGCCACUGGCUACAGCAGGACCAGCCUGACAUCGUCAACACACUCAUAUGGACCUUCCUCAAAGAGGGAGAGGGCCGCAAAACCUACAGGAACUGAAUCUAGCUAGGUCUACAUCCCAAAUGGCACAAUUUCUUCCUAUACAGUGACUUACUUCUGACCAGAGCCCUACGGGUCCUGGUCAAAAGCAGUGCACUAUAUAGAGAAUAGGGUGCCAUUUGGAUACUCUAAAACAGGGCCUCCUCCCUCCCUCCCUCCCCACCAGCCACCCCUACCAUAGAACGGGGCCUCUUCCCUCCUUCACUCCCUCCCUCUGUCCCCACCAGCCACCUCUACCACUAGAAGCCUGGAAUAUUCCUGUGAAAAAACAACCAAUAUAAUGACAAUGCAAUCAUUCUUUAAAUCUUUGCACAUUUCAGAUAUUUUUUUUACUGUCAAAAGAAAGUGAAAGAGAAAAAAAGCACAUUUUAUUGAGAGGACACUGAGUAGUACAGUAGUAUGUUUGACACAUAUUCAGUACUCUUUUGCACAUGACAUCUGCCUUAAAGUUUGUAGGUUACAACAUUACAAAUGUGUGGCAAAAUCUUGUGAGUUUGUAUUGUGUGGUGCCUUUAAAUGUAAUGUUGUAUAAUGUUUUGCGGCGUUGUAAAAUUGUGCCAUGUCUUCUGAGGUUGAGCUGUGGCUUUUGUCUGCUAUGUGUCACUGGAUUGCUCCUCACUAUUUUGGACACAAUUCUUUGAGAUCCCUCUUUUCCCACACCCUUGGUUUUGUCCCAAAUGGCACCUUGUUCCCUAUUUAGUGCACUGCUGUUGACCAGGGCCCAUAGGGCUCUCUUCAAAAGUAGUGCACUUUACAGGGAAUAGGAGGUCAUUUGGGACGUAAACGCAGACCCUCUAUCAGGUAGCGUUGUCUUACAGAAAAUAUUGUUAUUUUUGUAUUUUUUUGAUUAUUUACUCAGAUAUUUGAGAAUGUUAUUAUGAGAUUCCUGUAUAUAACAACAGUGAUGGUUCAAUAUUGUACAUUUUUUUGAAUCUCUUCCUACACACUGCAUUUUGAAAUCCACUGAGCCAGGUCUGCACCAUUUUGAUUUUUUAAGCAAAUAAACUAUAAUGUGAA
Molecule: messenger RNA, 2408 nt
Organism: Salvelinus fontinalis (brook trout)
Lineage: Eukaryota; Metazoa; Chordata; Actinopteri; Salmoniformes; Salmonidae
Product: epoxide hydrolase 4-like
Exons: 7
Coding region: 282-1391 (369 amino acids)
Molecular function (GO): hydrolase activity
Source: RefSeq, a predicted model, not a curated record